UUCGUAAUGUGCGUGCGUGUGCGCUCUGUUGUGCAUAGUGUACCAGUCUGAGCACACGGCGGAUCUCCGCGCUUAGAGCAGAAUCAUGGUUGAGCACCCACGGGCCUUGCCAUUAUCUAAUGAUGGGCUUUUAACCAACAUGCGACGACUUGCUCUGUUCUUCUGACCUGAGAAAGACCCGAUACCCCGGUCGGUCCGGAUUGAUUUUCUUCGCAUCAUUUGGACAGGCGUCUCUAGGAUGGAGCACAUCACAACACCAAAGGUGGAAAAUGUGCGUAUGAUUGAUAGACUGACCCCCAGGAAAUCCACGGUGGGAACAUUAUACCUCUCCUCGACUCACACUAUAUUUGUAGAGAACUCGGAGGCCCGCAAAGAGACCUGGGUUCUGCACAGUUUGGUAUAUAAUGUGGAGAGACUCCCGACAAAUCCAUCAGGAAGUCCUCUCAUUAUCCGCUGUAAGAACUUCCUUGUUUACAGACUGCUGAUCCCACAGGAGAAGGACUGUUUAGAUGUGCUGGCCUCCCUCACUCGACUUUCACGCCCAGAACGCUAUGGAGAGUUGUUUUGUUUCUCUUUUAACCCCAACCUGGAUAAAGAGUUAAGGGAAAAGGCCUGGGGCUUCAUCGACCUGAAGGCAGAAUUCAAUCGAAUGGGAAUACCCAGCAACCUCUGGCAUGUCACAGCAGCCAAUCAUGAGUACAGAGUAAGUAUUUGCUCAAAUGCCUGUUCAUGCUCAGGGUCAAUAACCAUGUUUUCCUUACCCACAACAUAUUUUAAAUUACACUCAACACUAAAUGCCAUGGCUAAUCGUGCUGCGGGGAAGGGCUACGAGAACGAAGACCAUUACACUAAUACAAAACUGCAGUUCAUUGGCAUAGAAAACAUCCAUGUCAUGAGGAACAGCCAACAGAAGCUUAUAGAUGUUGGUGAACUUGUGGCUCCCUCAAUGAGUGAUUUCCUGUGGGGUCUGGAGAACUCUGGAUGGCUAAAACACAUCAAAGCUGUACUAGAUGCUGGAAUCUUUAUUGCAAAGGCAGUGGCAGAGGAUGGAGUGAGUGUUCUGGUGCACUGUUCAGACGGCUGGGACAGAACAGCUCAGAAAAUCAAUAAAACGGCACAUUGUGCACCGUUUUGGAAGGGGAUGUACGGCCGUGCAGAGAAAAGUGUGGCUUCACACCAGUCUCCAGCCGAUUGCCUGAACGUGGUGAGGGAGGAGUCACAACAAUUGGAGGAGGAGCUUAGCACCCACCAGGAGAGACUUGCCCAGCUGAAGGAGAAGAAAACUUCAGGGGGGAGGAAGAAGACCAACAAGCUGUCUGAACGUGUCCGCCGUCCAAUUCCAACCGAGAGCAAACCCAGCAGCCCUCUAGACUACUUCACCACCACAAGAAGCGAGAAACACACUCCUUCCUUCACACUGCCACUAGAGUUAGCAGCCCCACCCAAGAACGGUGACCCUGAUGACCUUUCAACCUGCAGUGAUUUCGAGUCAGGCGUGGCUGACCUCAGCAGCCACUCCUCUAGUGCUGGAGACGACGCUAAGGACCCCGAUUCAGAUGAGGCGGUCAAAACAAACGCCUGAACUAAAACUGGUGGGAUAAAAUAAGGGAUAAAAGCACAGUAACGGGUAUCAAACUGGGAACUGCUGUGUUUUGUUUUUAAUGUCAUUUUAAUUUUUUUUUAUCUGUGUGUGAAUUUAUAUUUAAGUAUGUGAACAAGUACACAUAUCCAAGAUGGUCUGGCAAUAUGACCUUAUUCCAUUUGAGUAAAAUCUUAUUUCUUGUAUAGUAUUUUAAGUUUUGGUUUGACUAUAUUUCACCGUCUGAUCCUUCAAGCCCUUGGUCAUUUUAGUCUUGACAUUUUCCAUAGCUUGUGUAUGUUUGGAACAGCAUAUUAUCAUACUACUCGCGCUAAUACACAGAACAUACAUCAGAUACCCAGUAUUAUGGAAGCUUGUUUCAGCCAUGGGAUAAAAACUAUAAAAAAAAGGUAAUUGCUACUUUUAUCUCACAUAUUUAUUUUCUUGGAAUUAUGAUUUUCUCAAAAUUCUGAAUUUACAUUUUACGAUAUCUGUUUUUUUGUUUUGUUUUUACACCACAGAAUAAAAAAUACAAAUUGCAACUAUCCUCAUAACUCAGACUUUUUG
This is a messenger RNA of Sinocyclocheilus grahami, 2146 nucleotides long. RefSeq names its product myotubularin-related protein 7-like. Gene Ontology annotation, cellular component: cytoplasm. The record is from RefSeq and is a predicted model, not a curated record. Gene Ontology annotation, biological process: phosphatidylinositol dephosphorylation. Bases 239 to 1582 code for a protein of 447 amino acids. The transcript has 11 exons. Gene Ontology annotation, molecular function: phosphatidylinositol-3-phosphate phosphatase activity; phosphatidylinositol-3,5-bisphosphate phosphatase activity. NCBI's taxonomy places the organism in Eukaryota, Metazoa, Chordata, Actinopteri, Cypriniformes, Cyprinidae.